This is a messenger RNA of Plutella xylostella (diamondback moth), 1623 nucleotides long. It is a transcript of the gene Rpn7, whose product is annotated as regulatory particle non-ATPase 7. Gene Ontology annotation, cellular component: proteasome regulatory particle. Gene Ontology annotation, biological process: proteasome-mediated ubiquitin-dependent protein catabolic process. NCBI's taxonomy places the organism in Eukaryota, Metazoa, Arthropoda, Insecta, Lepidoptera, Plutellidae. The record is from RefSeq and is a predicted model, not a curated record.
CUUGAUUCUUGAUUGAAGUUUAAAAAAAUUGUGAAAAUCAUUUUGUUGCGUUAUUUUCGUGUUUGUUGUCUUUUCUUGAAAUAAAUCCAAAUACAUUAGUCUUGUAUUACACGUAGUUAUUUCUAAAAAGUUUGAAUCUUUACGUUAUACAAAUUAAUUCUUGUUUAUCAUCAUCAUGGAGCUGUCUGCGGAAGGUACUACACCAGAAUACAUGGCAUUAGCCGGAAUUAAGUUCAAACUAACUUUGCCAGAGCUAAAGGACGACCCUCAGCUAAAAGAACAGCUAUUCAAAGGCAUCAAGGAUGGGAACAUGGCACCUUACUACAAGGAGGUUUGCACUGAUCUUGGGUGGCAAUUUGACCAAAGAUUGUUUGAUGAAAUGGCUAACGAAAACCAGGACAGAUUAUCCAAAUUCAAAGAAGAUGACUCAGAAACACCAGUGUGGCAGGACAGACUUGACUACCUGUGUUCUAUUGGCGACAAGGAAGCAGCAACUGCCCUAGCUACGUCUAAAUACGAGGAUACCACCCUGACCACCAACAGGAGGCUGGACGCCAUGUUUGCAUUGUUCAGGAUCGCCUACUUCCAUGGAUGUAAUGUGAAGGAAAUGGGAAAAUGUGUCACAAAAGCGCAUGAGCUGGUUGACAAGGGUGGCGACUGGAGGUCCCGCAACAAGCUGAAGGCGUAUGAGGCCAUCUACUGUCUGGCGGUCAGAGACUACAACCGGGCCGCUGAACUCUUCAUUGACUGCGUCUCCACCUUUGAAUCUUAUGAAUUGGUUGACUUUGGCACAAUAAUCCAGUACUGCGUGCUAGCGUGCGCGCUGGCGCUGGAGCGGCACGCGCUGCAGGCGGCGCUGCGGCGGCAGGGCGCGGCCGUGCAGGCGCUGCGCUCGCGCUUCCCCGAGCUGCGCGAGCUGGUGGAGUCGCUGCACGAGUGCCGGUAUGCGGACUUCAUGAAGAGCCUCGCCUGGGUGGAAACCCAAAUCUGCGUGGACCCGGUGUUCCGCCCCCACUACCAGCACUACGUGCGCGAGGCGCGCAUCAAGGCGUACGUGCAGCUGCUGCGCGCCUAUCGCUCGCUCAGCCUCGACAACAUCGCCGACACGUUCGGGGUGACGCGCGAGUUCGUUGAGGAUGAGAUUGCUGUCUUCACAGCAGCAGGUCGGCUGCAGUGCCGCAUCGACGCGGUGGGCGGCUGCGUGGUGACGGGCUCGGGCCGCGGCGCCGACGCCGACCGCUCGCAGCUGUACCAGGCCACCAUCCGCGAGGGCGACCUGCUGCUCAACAGGGUCAAGAAGCUGGCCAGUGUCAUCAACUUCUAGAUUCUCUGUGGUACACUCGAUUUACUUUUUUUUGUAGUUAGUUUUAUUUUUGCGCGUUCGAAUUUGGAACGCGUUCUGCGCGGUUUUUUAAAUUGAUUUUGUACGUUGAACGAUUUGAAUCUGCGUUUUAGAUGUCGGUUUCUCGGUCGCUUCUUUGUUAAAUCGCUUUAUAAAAAAUAUAAGUCGUAUUAUAAGACUAAGAUAAUUAAUUAUAAAUAAUAGAUUAAAACUAAUAAUAGUCUAUAGAAAAUUGAGUGUACUCUAAUGCUUUUUUUAAAUAAAUGUACGUAAAAAAAUUA